AUGAGAUUUGGAGGGCCUGAGGUAGGUUGGUCCCGAAGGGUUCUGUCGUUUGGGGACCGGUUGGGAGGUGACCCUCGUGUCCUUGUGCCUCGUGCCCCGUUGUCGGACGUUCUUGCCGCCGAUCGUUCCUUCUGGCCGAUCCGGAUGUCGUCGACUGGCGUGAGAGUGUCGUGCCAAGGGAGGUCGGAAUGUAGUCGGAUUCGUCUGUCUCCUCUAGGCCGAUCACGUCGUACCUCCUAG
This is a messenger RNA of Prunus armeniaca (apricot), 240 nucleotides long. NCBI's taxonomy places the organism in Eukaryota, Viridiplantae, Streptophyta, Magnoliopsida, Rosales, Rosaceae. The record is from the annotation of a GenBank genome assembly.